CUACCCUAUUCCUAGUUCCAAGUUUUCACUUCCCACCCAAAUUUUUUUGCUCUUCUCUUUUCGGAACCGAUCGUCGUUUUAUACUUGAAGAAGUCGCAAGUGCUAAAACAGUGCUCAACAAUGGCGACGUCAACCACCAUAAACAACGGAGAAAAGGUUAUGCUGCUAGAAGCUCCAGCAUCUUCACGGCCUUCUUGGUCCAGUAGUGCUGCGCAAAUCGACGCAUUGCCCUACAUCGAUGACGAAUACGGCGACCCCAAAGUGAAAGCCGAAGUUGACCGUUUAAUCGAAGAAGAGAUGCGUUGUAGCUCUAAGAAACCUUCGGAUUACCUUAAAGAUCUCCCUCCUGUUGCCAAGUUUAAUUUUGAGAAUUAUCCAAUGCUUGCAAGGGAGUAUGAAAGGGUGAGAUCUGGUAAACCAAUGGUGCCUCUUGAUAUGUCAAGAUAUGGACUUGAGACUCCAUCACUUAACAAAAGGAAUGAUGAAACUGCUUGGAAACAAGCACUACAGAAAUCUCAACGUUUGCUUCAGCAUCAAGUUAUUAGGCUGGAAAACCUGGAUUUAAUGUCAAAAUAUGGAGCUGAUGUAUGGAAACAACACAAUCAGAGACUAGAAGCAUUUUUAUCAAGAAUGCAAGCACAAGCAGCUGAGUUAAACGAAAAGAUAGAAACCGUUAAUCGAGAAAGAAAAUAUCAUCAGCAAAAUACUGCAUAUGAGCUUAAUGCAUUGUCAGCACAAUGGAAGGAGCUCUGUUAUAAAAACAUAGCAAUUGAAGCUGCAUGUGUCAAGAUUGAAGCCAACCUUGAAGAAUUAAAAGCAGAAGCUGCAGAAAAAGGCUGGAAUCUUGAUGUUAAUAUGGAAAAUGGCUCUUCGUUGCCUUGAGUUUGGUAAAAGGUAUGAAAUUGUGAUUUAGGUUUUGAUUCUUGUUUAGUAGUAAUGGGUUUUAUUUUGUACUUAAAAAUGUUUUUUUCUACAUGAUUUUGUAGUUGAUGACAUUUAGAUUUUGAUUCUUAACAUAGAAGGAUUUUUUUAUUUCUCAUACAUUGCUUGUUUGUUCUAUGUGG
This is a messenger RNA of Lactuca virosa, 1064 nucleotides long. Lineage: Eukaryota; Viridiplantae; Streptophyta; Magnoliopsida; Asterales; Asteraceae. The record is from the annotation of a GenBank genome assembly.